GGCUGUGCUUUGGGGACUGUGGGCAGCAGCUCUCAGUGCCCAUCCCUACAGCCAUCACCUGCAUUUCCCUGGCCUGCCUGGCUCAGGCAGCCAGGGUCCUGCGAGGCGCACGCGGAGCAGCGGAGUGCGCAACUUUCAUCACUGUGGUGCUGGUGAGAGGGGAUAUCCUCAUCUUCAGUCCCCAGCAGGCCAGAGCGUGAAGAUCAUGGCAGCAGAGCAGGCAUGGAUGUGUCCCAUCUGCCGUGAUGGGCGAAAGGACACUGCCUAUGCGGUACCUUGCUGCCACGAGUUCUGUAUGGGCUGCAUCCUGCGGUGGGCCAAGCAGAACAACAGCUGCCCUCUCUGUAGGAGGGUCAUGACUGUCAUCAAAGUUGCUGAGUGGGACAAUGAUGAUGAGCUGGAUUUCAUGAUCUGGCCCCCAGCACAGCCAGUACCUGCCUGCUUCCAUGCAGGCACUGCUCCUGGCUACAGCCCCCACAGCUCUUUGCCAUCCCCUUCGCUGUCCCCUUUGCCAUCCCCUCUGCCCUUUCUGCUGUUGCCAGAGGAGCAGGAGGGUGAGGAGGUAGAAGAGCAGGAUGCUGAGGAGGCAGAUGAAGAGGGGGCUGAGGAAGCAGAGGAGCAGUGGGCUGAGGAGGCAGAGCAGCUGCAGGCUGAGGAAGCAUAUGAAGAGGAGGCUGAAGAGGCAGAGCAGCUGCAGCCUGAAGAAGCAUAUGAAGAGGAGGCUGAGGAGGCAGAGGAUGGGCCUAUAGUGGGUGGUCUCCUGCCUGAGGUCUGGGCAGCUCUGUUCAGGCAGCACCGGCAGAUCCUGGACCCUGUGCUGCCCUGGCUGCGGCAAGAGCUGCGAGUCAUCUUUGGGACACAGUGGUGGCCAGCACUGUCAACAGAGACCAUCAUCCUGAAUGCCCUGUGCAGCAUUGGGCUGGACAGCGAGGCCCUGGUCCAGCAGGUGUGGCCUCUCCUGGAGGACAGAGCAGAGACACUCAUCCAGGGACUCACUGACACCAUUGUGUGCCAGUGCGGUGAAGAGGCCCAUAGGCAGCUUGGCCUCCAGGAUGCUGACGUGUCCAGGGAGCAGGAGGACAGCCCUGUGGCCGCUCCUAGCCCCGCAGCCUCCCCACAAGUGACCCUCACCUCACGGCCUGCAAGUCCCAACACGGAGGAGCUGCCCAGCACACCAGAGGCUGUCCCUCGUGGCGGCCCCCUUCACUGCCCCGCUAUGCACAUCCCGAGGGAAUCGGAGGAGCCCCAUACGGAGAUGGAGCAGGACACAGCAGCAGGUCCCUCUGCUCUGGGCAACAGCUCCUCUGCUCCUGGCCAACCCCCUGGGAGGACCCGGCAGCCACCUAAGAGAAGGGCCAACAGUGACGAUGACCCAGACCAGCCCUGCAAGAGGCUGCGCCGUCAGCAGCACUAGCAGCCUCUUUAAUUAAAAAAUAAAAAAAGAUUAUUCCACAAAGUCUCAGUUUUACUCAAAACAGAGCUGGCAAUCCACAUGCACGGUGCUGCUUUCUCCCCCUCCAUCAACCAUCCCCACCAGACCAUCAUGUUUAUACAACUUAUUUUAUUUUGUCCUUACAGAUCACAGAGCACUUAAUUUGUUUUUUUUCUGAGGAGAGAUGCUGAAUACAUUAAUGAUCAGCACUCUCCACUACAAGAAUAAGGAAAAGAAGCAGAUUUUAGAAGGAGUCCAAAACAUAACCAUAAUGACCAAUGUCAUCGCAACAGCUAUACUUGGACUGGCCUCUAGGCUGUAAGAUGUUAUUCAAAACACACAAGAAACAUGUGUGGGUAUCCAUUCAACCUGAGAUCCUUUCGAAGUGUAAUCUCACAGCUUUAAAUCAAUGACAGCGAACCUACCAACAGCAAUUAAAAAAUAAGCAUGCCGAAUUCUGAUACAGAAUGGCACUCAAAGUUGGUGUCAGUUCUGUAACUGUGUCUGCUAACCAGACAUACUCUGGUCUGCAGAGAUUUCUAGGUAAAAAGAGAACAAGGUGGACAAAUGUGAAUAAGAAUGAAAUGAACAAAAAUACGUGUUUGUCAGAUUCUGAUGUGCUUACUCAGACUUACUCAGACCAUACUCUCUAUGCAAAGUCCGAUUCAAUAGCAGUACUUACAUAAUAAGAUAUUAUUCAGCAUAAGAGCAUCAAGACUAUUCUGAAAAACAAAACUAUGUGAAAGGUAUUCAAAUUGCCAGUAAGGAAGCUGUACUGCAACAAAUGCUGAGCAUCUUCUUAUCCCAUUUUCUCUCUGCACACAGGAGCUGGCAACCUACCAGAGGUAUGCUGACACAGGAUCAGGCAGUAUCUAAGAAAAAUCUUGGUAUAUCUUUCAGAAGUACUAUGUGCUCAGUGGAAUCAACUUUUGGCAGAUUUCCAUCUUCUAUUCCAACAAACAGAAAAAAAAAACGUGCCAACAUUGCAGAAAAAAAGACGAAACCAACAGGAAAAGUUUCUGCAAAUCAGCUGCAGCCUACCAAUGUGCUCCACAUAUUUUGAAAAUCGCUGUGUUUUUACUAUUUACUCUUUCAACUUAGAAAUUUAAAAAUGAAUCACUGGUAGGAAAAAAAGGGGAAAAAAAGCAAGGAGACAGAGAGUGAAAAGAAAGUAUUAGUGUGGUACACCCCCUCAUUUAACAAAUUCUACGAAAGUCACACUUGUAGUACAGUCCAGACCAGAAGGAGAAUGGCUGAACUUAAUACAAAGGUAGUUUGUGCCAUUUGGUAUAAAACAGUCAGAACUAAUUUAAAUCACUCAGCUUUCCCCGCAAAAGCUACAGAUGAUAUAGAAACUCAGUCUUUAAUUUUGAACCUGUGUAAC
Messenger RNA from Numida meleagris (helmeted guineafowl), 2816 nucleotides. Its product is annotated as E3 ubiquitin-protein ligase Topors-like. The coding region runs from base 206 to 1414 and encodes 402 amino acids. The transcript has 2 exons. NCBI's taxonomy places the organism in Eukaryota, Metazoa, Chordata, Aves, Galliformes, Numididae. Gene Ontology annotation, molecular function: ubiquitin protein ligase activity. Gene Ontology annotation, biological process: protein polyubiquitination; protein monoubiquitination. The record is from RefSeq and is a predicted model, not a curated record.